Messenger RNA from Sinocyclocheilus anshuiensis, 1281 nucleotides. Its product is annotated as paraneoplastic antigen Ma1 homolog. Gene Ontology annotation, molecular function: zinc ion binding; nucleic acid binding. The transcript has 2 exons. The record is from RefSeq and is a predicted model, not a curated record. The coding region runs from base 1 to 1281 and encodes 426 amino acids. NCBI's taxonomy places the organism in Eukaryota, Metazoa, Chordata, Actinopteri, Cypriniformes, Cyprinidae.
AUGGAUAUUUCUAAGGCUGGUGAAUGGAGCCGUCGGGCGCAAAUAAGUCCAUCUCGUUGUCUAAUACUCAGUGAUGUCCCAAUAGAUGUGAGGGAUGAGACAAUCGCAGAUGUACUUAAUACAGUGAAGGCAUUUGGUCAUCCCAAAAUUCAUGGCAAAUGGGGAGACCCUACAGGAAUUAAGUGGUUCUUGUUGCUUGAAACCAGUAAUGAUAUUGAUCCAGAUACUGUACCACCAGAGAUAGGGAUUCCUGAUGAGGCGGGCCCAUGGAGGGUACAUGUACCUGAAAAAAUGGUGACAGAUCCUUCAGUGGGAGAUGCUGUGUUUCAGGAUAAGUUGUUGUCCUUGUUGCAGCAGGAAGGAAAGUUGCUGGAGGAUGUGAAGUCUAUGCUGGAGCAAGGUGUAAAACCAGUACCUGCUGGGGAGGAAGAAUAUGACCCCUGGAUGGAACAGGCUGUCCAAAUGAUCAGCGAGUGGCAGUGUGCUGAUUCUGUGAAAAGGCAGCGUAUUGUUGAGAGUUUGCGGGGACCUGCUUCAGACAUAGUUCGGUUUCUAAAGGUUAGUAAACCAGCUGCCACAGCUACUGAUUAUCUGGUUGCUCUGGAAACUGCCUAUGGAAAUACUGAAAGUAAUUCUGAUCUUCUUGCAAAGUUCAGGAGUACUUACCAAGGGGAAAGUGAAAAGCUUUCUGAUUUUCUUUAUCGGCUGGACAAGCUCCUUCAUCACAUGCUUGUAAAAGGAGGGGUUGUAGCCACUGAUUUGAAUCGCAUGCGUAUGGAGCAAGUGGUAAAGGGAGCUCGUAAUACUGAUAUGGUAGCGCUACGACUAAGAAUGACCCACACUUUGCGUGAUCCUCCUAGUUUCUUGCAAUUGUUACGAGAAGUCAGGGAAGAAGAGGAUUGGAUCAGGGCUAGAGAUGGGGGAAAAGUAGUGGUUGCUGCUGCCUCUGUUCCACAGGCUUCUCUCGUGUCUGAAUUGAGUAGUAUAAAGCAAGAGGUGAGUGCACUCACAACACAGAUGUCCAAGCUGUUGAAGGCAGCUGCAACUGACCCUGUUCCUGAACAUUCUUCAAAGGCAACUGGCCCUGUGUGUCAAGUGGCAGAUGCUAGUGCUACAGAAGCUUCCAACAAGAAGAGCACAUCCAAGUUUUCUCGGCCUGGAAUUUUCUGUUACAAGUGUGAUGAGGAUGGUCACACAAAGAGAGAGUGUCGAGGAACUGAAAACCUGAGGAAAGUAAAUCAAAAGUUGAUCAGUCAGAGCAGGUUUUCGGGAAACUUCUAG